AUGGAACUUCAUUCUUUAGAAGAGACCAUCAACUUCUCUGAGUUAACUCUUCAGGCGGAAACUGAGCAGAGACCGCACAAGGUUAGCUUUUACGUUGACAAGAGUAAGGCUCAGGAUGUGACUAUGGAGCUCUCUCAGCGGUUGGAGAAACGUGGGCUGAGGUUUUGCUUCUUUGAUUAUUUGGAUGUGAAAAUAAUCUACAGUGGAGGCAUGGAUCUAGAUAUCUUACCACAAGGUGCUGGAAAGGGACAAGCGCUUGCUUAUCUCCUCAAGAAGCUCAAGAGCGAAGGGAAACUCCCUGUGAACACUCUUGCUUGCGGUGACUCCGGGAACGAUGCCGAACUCUUUAGCAUCCCUGACGUUUACGGCGUCAUGGUGAGCAAUGCUCAGGAGGAGCUGUUGGAGUGGCAUGCUGAGAAUGCGAAAGACAACCCGAAGGUGAUCCAUGCGAAGGAGAGGUGUGCGGGUGGGAUUAUAGAAGCCGUUGGUGAGGUCAAGCUUGGUCCAAACCUUUCUCCGAGAGACGUCUCUGACUUCUUGGAGUGCAGGGUGGAUAAUGUCAACCCUGGUCACGAGGUUGUGAAGUUUUUCUUAUUUCUUGUCCAAUAA
Messenger RNA from Raphanus sativus (radish), 609 nucleotides. Its product is annotated as probable sucrose-phosphatase 2. Gene Ontology annotation, molecular function: magnesium ion binding; sucrose-phosphate phosphatase activity. Gene Ontology annotation, biological process: sucrose biosynthetic process. The transcript has 3 exons. Lineage: Eukaryota; Viridiplantae; Streptophyta; Magnoliopsida; Brassicales; Brassicaceae. Bases 1 to 609 code for a protein of 202 amino acids. The record is from RefSeq and is a predicted model, not a curated record.